Pleurotus ostreatus (oyster mushroom) is the source of this 1914-nucleotide messenger RNA. RefSeq lists its product as uncharacterized. The coding region runs from base 1 to 1914 and encodes 637 amino acids. Gene Ontology annotation, molecular function: damaged DNA binding; DNA-directed DNA polymerase activity. The record is from RefSeq and is a predicted model, not a curated record. NCBI's taxonomy places the organism in Eukaryota, Fungi, Basidiomycota, Agaricomycetes, Agaricales, Pleurotaceae. Gene Ontology annotation, biological process: error-prone translesion synthesis. Gene Ontology annotation, cellular component: nucleus. The transcript is spliced from 14 exons.
AUGGACCACCCGGUAGCAUCCUCGCAGUUGACGGAAAGCCUUGUUAAGCGGCUUGCAGGGCCUUCAACAGGCAAAGCUGGGCUUGCCAAGGACCAGACAGAGAUAAACCGCAUCAUUGCCGAAGCGUCGAAGGGAUCGAAGUUCUAUGAGAACGAGAAGAGGAAGGACAAAGACCUGACGGAACGGAUUGCACGAAUCCUGAAGCUCAGAGACGAGGCAAUUGAGGGUGUUGAUUUGACCAAGAUUGAACAUCAUGUUGAUAAACUCAUAGUAGACUUAGAGAACGGACGAGACUUAUCGCAAGUCAUAGUCCAUUUCGACAUGGACGCCUUCUUUGCCAACGUAGAAUUGCUGCACAACCCCACCUUGAAAGGGAAGCCUUUUUCGGUGGGAGGGGGCGUCAUCAGUACGGCCUCUUAUGAAGCUAGAAAAUACGGCGUGCGAUCGGGAAUGCCGAGUUUCAUUGCCAAGAAGUUGUGCCCCGAGCUUAUUCUAUUGAGAUCACAUUAUGAAUGGUACAAUGAAGAAUCGAACAAGGUGUUCACGAUCCUACGGCGUUAUGAUCCUCGUCUUAGCGCUGCAGGAUGUGACGAAGGCUAUCUAAAUAUUACUCCGUACCUUCAAAAGCACAACCUUAAUCCGGAUGAGUGCGUGGAGGAAAUAAGGAGAACGGUGCAUGCCGAAACCAAUCUGACUGUUAGUGCUGGGAUCGCGCCUAAUAUGAAUAAACCCAACGGCCAAUACCACCUUGCGUUCGACAGCAAGACCAUCAUUGACUUCAUGGGCGGCUUGUCCAUACGUAAAGUGCCCGGUAUUGGGCGAGUUAACGAGCGACUAUUGGAGUCUGUAGGAGUCAAGACUUGUGGCGAUAUAUAUACGCACCGCGCUGUCUUGUACCUAAUGGACAAACAGUUUGGACUACGUUUCCUUCUCAGGACAUACCUUGGUAUCGCUAGCAACGAAGUCAAGCCAUACGAGCGCAAUGAAAGGAAGAGUAUAGGAGCUGAGAGGACAUUCUCCCCAUUGUCGACGACGAAAGAUAUGCUUGACAAACUUGAAGAAGUAGCUGCAGAGCUAGAGGGCGAUAUGGAAUCCAGUGGCUGGAUGGGUAGGACAGUUACGCUCAAGUUCAAGCUCGAUACCUUUCAAGUCUUAACUAGAGCAAAGUCAUUGAACCAUUGGGUUAACAAGAAGGAGGAGCUUUUUGCAGUGGGGAAAGAAUUGCUCUUCCCAGAGCUCCCCAUCAGUAUCCGUCUAAUUGGGCUCAGAGUCACCAAACUCAAAGAUUUGAAAGCAUCGACCUCAGAAGGGAUCAAACGCUUCUUUGGACUCGCUCAGCAAGCAACGUCUGGCAGUAAGAGGAAGGCAUACGACAUUGACGAAGAUGAAGCAGACAACGCAUCGGUUGACCAAGAACACGAUAACGACGAUGACGUUAUGCCAGGAUUCCAUGAGCAAGAUGAGGCUGAUAUUGACCCCUCUCAGCACGAUGUCGAUGAUGACGAAGAGCUGCAAAUUAUUCAACCUCUAGCCCAUACUAGGAAGCGGCCGCCAAACUCUGUUCCAGGUAUAUCGAUGUCACAUCCGCCAGCCCUCCGAAGUAGGUCCAAGAGCGCUGGUCCCAGUCGUAGUCAUGGCGCGGCGAUAGCAGCUCCGUCAACAACAAUCUCAACUCCGCCAGAAACGCACACCUGUCCCAUCUGCAAUGAAGUCCUCACCACCAACAACACCGGCCUGAAUGCGCACAUCGAUUAUUGUCUGAGCCGUGAUGCGAUUAAACAAGCCCAAGGGACGUCGACGAAAGCCAAUAAAGUUUUGAGUUCGGGAGAUACAACCAAAGAAUAUGCUAUGAAUGGAUUAAAGAGGCUGAAACUGCGUCCCGAUGCGCCCGUCAAAAGUAAGCGCAAGGGUUAA